AUGGGAAAGGUCACGGAUGGACUCCUGCUACCCUUCCAGCUCGUUCUAGUCCUCUGCAAGCUGGGCUAUGCGGCCGUCACUGCUCCCCUCUACUCAACAUCGCCUUCAUUCUUCGAGCAUGUUGGAAAUGCGGGUGUACGCUCCCUCCUCGGCGAUCUGUCACCGUCGCAGUUGCAACUGAUCGUUCCACCAUUCCUGGAUGCCUGGCGCUCACUGUGCGCCCAAAAUCAUCUCGAAGCACCGAUUGUACCAAUCCCCGACACCAAGGCAUCUGGGUUCUGGAUUGGCGAUCCCCGGAAGGCCAAGUACUUCAGUCUUUACGUCCAUGGCGGGGGUUAUGUGAUUCCGGGCUCGGAAGGCCAUCUCAAGAUGCUCUACAAGAUGGUGAAUUGGUCCGACGGCAAGCUCGCUCUCUUCUGUGUUGCAUAUACCCUCUCUCCGGAGGCGAUCUACCCACAAGCACUUUCAGAGUGCGUGGAAGGCUUGCGCUACAUGUUCUCGCUCCCUCAGGUCAGACCAGCCAACACUCUUCUUACGGGCGACUCCGCUGGCGGCGCAAUCGUCCUGGCCAUCCUGAGCCACAUCUCCGCCCACCCACAUCCCGACAGUGCGAUCGUCAAGCCCCUGCAACUGGAAGGUGGUCAGUCGCUCAAAAGCGCAAUUCUUAUCAACCCCUUCAUCUCUAGCUCAAGCGCACGCUACGCCUCCAUCAAGCGCUUCCAAUAUAGGGAUACCUUCAAUGAAUCCACUGCCGAUGCCUGGCUCACGGCCUACAACGGCGGUAAGUCUGGUUUCGAAGACGACAUGUACAUCUGUCCCGCGCACGCAGACGAGUCGUGGUGGAAAGGCACGAAAUGUGGGGAGAUUUUGUGCACGGCAGGUGGUGAGGAGAGUUUGCUGGACUCGAUCAUCGACUGGUCGGAGAAGUAUAGGAAGGGAAUGGCAGGGGGUAAGAGGCGAGGUGAUGAUGCGGUCAAGCUGGUAGUCGGGGAGAAGGAGACGCAUAUCAUGCCAGUGUUGGCGCCGUAUGACGAGGAUAAGCUGGAUGCGCUGGGGGAGAAGUCAACCGAGGGCGCAAUCCGGGCUUGGAUUAGGGAGGAGCUGGCCUCGUAA
This is a messenger RNA of Cyphellophora attinorum, 1113 nucleotides long. RefSeq names its product Monoterpene epsilon-lactone hydrolase. The transcript has a single exon. The coding region runs from base 1 to 1113 and encodes 370 amino acids. NCBI's taxonomy places the organism in Eukaryota, Fungi, Ascomycota, Eurotiomycetes, Chaetothyriales, Cyphellophoraceae. The record is from RefSeq and is a predicted model, not a curated record. Gene Ontology annotation, molecular function: hydrolase activity.